UGUUGUUUUGAUGAAUAAUACUUGGUGGGGCGCGGGGGUGAGAGUAGGGGCGGCGGGCUAGCGGGGUUGACGCUCUCGGCAGCAGCAUCGCGAGCCCCGUCCUCCUCCUCCUCCCGCGGCCCGGCUCCGGCGCGGAGGCGGGGCGUGGCCGGCCUGCUCGGGGCGGGAGGGAGGGGCUUCCCCUCCGCUGCUGGCGCUGCCUGGGCGGCUCUGGGGGUCGCCCGCCCUCGGGGCGUCCACUCUGCAGUCGAACAGUCCCCCGCGAGGAGGAAGGGUACGGGGGGAAGCGGGAUCUGGAGGAAGCACGGCUGCUGCCACGCUGCCACCGCCACCGCCACGAAGACACACCGGGCUCGGGGCACGCGGCGCGGCGGGGACGGAGCUCCCGGCCUGGGCAGCCUGGGCGGCGGGGAGGCGGCGGCGCCCUAAGGUAUCCCGCCCCGCGGCCGCAGCGGUGGCGGCCCGAGGAGGCCGUGCUCGGGGCACCGGCGGCUGGAGGCGUCUCCGGGGCGAUCGGAGGGACUGACGCCAGGGCAGUUCCGUGCCUCGUGUGUUCUCGUUUGUUCACCUCUGACUAUGCAAUUCUGAGACCUCCCCCGUUCGGGGGCCCAGACAGCCCGACGGACACCUUCCACUCUCCUCCCGCCCCGAUCUAAAAAAACCCCACAAAACCCCAGCAGGAUCUCUCCCUGAACGCCUUUCACCAUUAAGAGGAAAGCGAUGGAGGAGCUGAGCGCUGAUGAGAUCCGGCGGAGGCGCCUGGCUCGACUUGCUGGUGGACAGACCUCCCAGCCGACCACCCCGCUCACCUCUCCCCAGAGGGAGAACCCUCCGGGGCCCCCCAUAGCGGCCUCAGCCCCCGGCCCCUCCCAGAGUCUCGGUCUCAAUGUCCACAACAUGACCCCAGCUACCUCCCCCAUCGGUGCAUCAGGAGUGGCCCAUCGAAGCCAGAGCAGUGAAGGAGUCAGUUCUCUCAGCAGCUCGCCCUCCAAUAGCCUUGAAACGCAGUCGCAGUCUCUCUCCCGUUCCCAGAGCAUGGAUAUUGACGGUGUCUCUUGUGAGAAAAGCAUGUCCCAGGUGGAUGUGGAUUCAGGAAUUGAAAAUAUGGAAGUGGAUGAGAAUGAUCGACGAGAAAAAAGGAGCCUCAGCGACAAGGAGCCGUCGGCGGGUUCGGAAGUGUCUGAAGAGCAGGCCUUACAGCUGGUCUGUAAGAUCUUUCGUGUCUCCUGGAAGGACCGGGACAGAGAUGUCAUCUUUCUUUCUUCUCUCUCUGCGCAAUUUAAGCAGAACCCAAAAGAAGUGUUCUCUGAUUUUAAGGACUUGAUUGGCCAGAUUUUAAUGGAAGUGCUAAUGAUGUCCACUCAGACUAGAGAUGAAAACCCAUUCGCCAGUCUGACAGCCACGUCCCAGCCAAUCGCCGCGGCAGCUCGGUCACCCGACAGGAACCUCACCCUGAACACUGGUUCGGGCCCCGGGACAAGCCCCAUGUUCUGCAGCGUGGGGUCCUUCGGCGCCAGCUCUAUGUCUAGCCUCUAUGACACUAGCCCCUCUCCCAGCGCGAGCUUCUGGAGCUCUGUGCCGGCCAUCGGCCUGCCUUUCGCCUCCUCCUCCGGGCCAGCCAGCCACGUGGCUGUGCCUUCCAUUUCCCUCAGUGCUCCUGGCCCGGCCCCCGGCGCUGGAAGCCAGCCGCCAUCGCCAUCGCCGCGGUAUCGCCCCUACACGGUCACCCACCCCGGGGGGCCUUCCAGCUCUCUCACCCCGAGGCCCCCAGGCAUCGCCCUUCUGGCCAGCUCCCCGGGCCUCCCCGCCCUCGCUAGUAGCCCUCAAGCAGUGCCGGCCAGCUCCUCCCGACAGAGGGCCACCAGCGCGGGGCCAGCUCUCCUGCCCGCCUCGCCCGGUGCCCUGAGCAGACGGCCCUCCUCCCUCAGGACGUCUCCUAGUAUGUACGACAGUCCUUUCUCCUUCCUCUUCCUCGCGCUUUCUGGGGACAGUAGUGAUGAUGAUGAUGAAGAAGAAGAAGAUGAUGAUGGUGAUGAUGAAGGUGUUGGUGGUGGUGAUGAGUUUUCUUGUGUCCAGUUUGGGUCCAGCUUCGGAGCCUGUGGUGGGGCGAGUUCUUGGGAUUCCUACAGUGACCAUUUCGCCAUCGAGACCUGCAAAGAGACAGAUAUGCUGAACUACCUCAUCGAGUGUUUUGACCGAGUUGGAAUUGAGGAAAAAAAAGCACCAAAGAUGUGCAGCCAGCCAGCGGUCAGCCAGCUCCUGAGCAACAUCCGCUCCCAGUGCAUAUCGCACACUGCGUUAGUGCUGCAGGGCUCCCUCACCCAGCCCAGGUCCAUGCAGCAGCCGUCCCUCCUGGUGCCGUACAUGCUGUGUAGGAACCUCCCAUACGGCUUCAUUCAAGAGCUGGUGAGAACCACUCACCAGGAUGAAGAAGUGUUCAAGCAGAUCUUUAUCCCCAUUUUACAAGGCCUGGCGCUUGCUGCCAAAGAGUGCUCCCUUGAAAGUGACUACUUUAAAUACCCCCUCAUGGCGCUGGGAGAGCUCUGUGAAACCAAGUUUGGGAAGACACACCCCGUGUGCAAUCUGGUGGCUUCCUUGCCGUUGUGGUUGCCUAAGUCCCUGAGCCCGGGGUCUGGGCGGGAGCUGCAGAGACUGUCUUACUUGGGGUCUUUUUUUAGCUUCUCGGUCUUCGCAGAAGAUGACGCUAAAGUGGUUGAAAAGUAUUUCUCAGGGCCUGCUAUUACCCUGGAAAACACCCGUGUGGUCAGCCAGUCACUGCAGCAUUACCUGGAGCUGGGAAGGCAAGAGCUCUUCAAGACUCUGCACAGUAUUCUGCUAAAUGGUGAAACCCGGGAGGCGGCCCUCAGUUACAUGGCGGCCGUCGUCAAUGCCAACAUGAAAAAAGCACAGAUGCAGACAGAUGACAGGUUGGUGUCUACAGAUGGAUUCAUGCUGAAUUUCCUCUGGGUGCUGCAGCAGCUCAGUACCAAGAUCAAGUUAGAGACGGUUGACCCCACGUAUAUAUUCCACCCGAGGUGUCGGAUCACUCUGCCCAUCGAUGAGACCAGAGUGAACGCCACGAUGGAGGACGUGAAGGAGUGGCUGGCGGAACUCUAUGGAGAUCAGCCUCCAUUUUCUGAGCCAAAAUUCCCUACGGAAUGCUUCUUCCUUACCCUGCACGCCCACCACCUCUCCAUCCUGCCGAGCUGCCGGCGCUACAUCCGCAGGCUCCGGGCCAUCCGGGAGCUCAAUAGAACCGUGGAGGAUUUGAAAAAUAAUGAAAGCCAAUGGAAAGAUUCCCCACUGGCAACCAGACACCGGGAAAUGCUGAAGCGCUGCAAAACGCAGCUGAAGAAACUGGUACGAUGCAAGGCCUGCGCUGACGCUGGGCUACUUGACGAGAGCUUCCUGCGAAGAUGUCUGAAUUUCUAUGGCCUUCUCAUCCAGCUGCUGCUCCGCAUCCUGGACCCCGCCUACCCCGACGUAACACUGCCUCUCAGUACAGACGUCCCCAAGGCGUUUGCAGCGUUGCCUGAGUUCUAUGUAGAAGAUGUUGCUGAAUUUUUAUUUUUUAUUGUACAGUACUCGCCUCAGGUGCUCUACGAGCCCUGCACUCAGGAUAUUGUGAUGUUCCUCGUCGUGAUGUUGUGCAACCAGAACUACAUCCGUAACCCGUACCUGGUGGCCAAACUGGUGGAAGUCAUGUUCAUGACCAACCCUGCUGUGCAGCCACGGACCCAGAAGUUCUUCGAAAUGAUCGAGAACCACCCUCUCUCCACCAAACUGUUGGUCCCGUCCCUGAUGAAGUUUUACACGGAUGUCGAGCAUACUGGAGCGACCAGCGAGUUCUAUGACAAGUUCACCAUCCGCUACCACAUCAGCACCAUUUUUAAAAGCCUCUGGCAAAACAUAGCUCACCACGGUACCUUCAUGGAGGAGUUCAACUCUGGGAAGCAGUUUGUUCGCUACAUCAACAUGCUGAUCAACGACACGACGUUUCUGCUCGAUGAAAGUCUGGAGUCCCUGAAGCGGAUCCACGAGGUGCAGGAGGAGAUGAAGAACAAGGAGCAGUGGGAGCAGCUGCCCCGGGACCAGCAGCAGGCCCGGCAGUCCCAGCUGGCUCAGGACGAGCGGGUGUCGCGCUCCUAUCUCGCCCUGGCGACGGAGACCGUGGACAUGUUCCACAUCCUCACCAAGCAGGUCCAGAAGCCCUUCCUCAGGCCGGAACUUGGACCCCGAUUGGCUGCAAUGCUGAACUUCAAUCUCCAGCAACUCUGCGGUCCCAAGUGCCGGGACCUGAAAGUUGAAAACCCCGAGAAGUACGGCUUUGAACCAAAGAAGCUGUUGGACCAGCUGACGGACAUUUACCUGCAGCUGGACUGUCCGCGGUUCGCCAAAGCCAUCGCCGACGACCAGAGAUCCUAUAGCAAAGAGUUGUUUGAAGAAGUCAUUUCGAAGAUGCGGAAGGCAGGGAUCAAAUCCACCAUCGCCAUAGAGAAGUUUAAACUCCUCGCCGAGAAGGUGGAGGAGAUAGUGGCCAAGAACGCGCGGGCCGAGAUCGACUACAGCGACGCUCCAGACGAGUUCCGAGACCCUCUGAUGGACACCCUGAUGACUGACCCCGUGCGCCUGCCUUCCGGCACCAUCAUGGACCGCUCCAUCAUUCUGCGGCACCUGCUCAACUCCCCCACCGACCCCUUCAACCGGCAGACGCUGACCGAGAGCAUGCUGGAGCCAGUGCCAGAGCUGAAAGAGCAGAUUCACGCCUGGAUGCGAGAGAAGCAGAACAGUGACCAUUAAACGUCCCUGUCCACCCUCUGCUCGCAGCAGCCACAGCCAGCGCGGCAAGCAGCAGCAGCAUCGAGGCGAAACGCUCUCCACACGUGGCGGCCAGACGUGGCGAGGACACCGAGAGCCCACCCAACGCGACCACGCGGCGGCCACCGGCAAGGACACGCCCGAGACAGAGCCCACUUCCUGUACAUAUAUUUAAUGACAGACCUGUCAGAAGCUCGAGGGACACACUGAUUGGCGGCUGGUGUAACGAAGCGCGUCCUUCGUAUGUCAGUUUGGGGCUUUCGCAGCGGAAGUUUUUAGUGAUUGAUAAUGAAUGGGUUUGGGCAGCAUCCCCUCCACCUUUUUUUUUUUUUUUUUUUUUUUCCCCCUAAAUUCAAUAUCCAUUGAUUUGAUUGUGAUUAGAGAACCUUGGACAUUUUGCUGCUAAAGAAUCUCUCCCCUUCCCUCCCCCUCCUGCCCCAACUUGCACUGCUGUGGAUUUUUUUUAAGAGAAACAAAAACAAAAAUAAAUUCCUUUCCCUGGCUCUCCAAACAUAUAUUCUGUGAGAUAACUGUGCCUGCAACGAAGUGUUAAUCCCAGGAUCGUAUUUUUAUAUCAUAUUCACAUACUUGUUUUUUUUAAUUGGUGUUAGAUGACAUGAUUAAUAAAAAAGGCAAGAUAUUUUCAGAAUUCGAAUUUCAGUUUUUAUUUUUGAAAUGGCCCUUAAACUUUUUUUUUUUUUUUUUAAUUCUAAGCAAAAUGAAGAGAAUCCUGUUGCUCUGACCCUUGUCAUAAACCCUCUCUAGGAACCUAAGGAGCAGCUGCAGCAAGUCUAUCAGGAUUAAAUGUCUUAGGGUUUGGGGGCGGGAGGUUGGUGUUUUUAAUGCUUCAUGACAGUUGGAAACCUUUACAGUUAUCCUAGGAGGGUCCAUCAAUUCCUCAGCUCUCGGGUCUGUGAGUUCAAGGCAGGGGUCAUCUGCAUGAUGUGUCCUUUGGGGCUUGGCCUUACCAAAGCGAAAAAGGGGUGCAAGGAAUGUCUGCUUGUCAAAACACACACAGGCAAACGCCCACACACACGCACAGAAACGUCAGACUUUUUGUAUUACUGCUCCCUACUUAACAUACUUGAAUUCUCUAAUUUCCUUUGGGGUAAAAAAGGAUUUGAAACCAUAAAGUGUUUUGAAGAAAUUAAAUCUACAAAAACUUUCUUUUUCUUUUCCUUUUUUCCCCCCUCCACAGACAGUGUCUUCUGUUCAUUUCCUAAUGCAAACUACAAUAAAUGGUGAUACACACUUAGAAGGCA
Messenger RNA from Pipistrellus kuhlii (Kuhl's pipistrelle), 6080 nucleotides. RefSeq names its product ubiquitination factor E4B (gene UBE4B). Gene Ontology annotation, biological process: protein polyubiquitination. The coding region runs from base 721 to 4800 and encodes 1359 amino acids. Gene Ontology annotation, molecular function: ubiquitin-ubiquitin ligase activity. The transcript is spliced from 29 exons. Lineage: Eukaryota; Metazoa; Chordata; Mammalia; Chiroptera; Vespertilionidae. The record is from RefSeq and is a predicted model, not a curated record. Gene Ontology annotation, cellular component: cytoplasm; ubiquitin ligase complex; nucleus.